This is a messenger RNA of Kazachstania africana CBS 2517, 588 nucleotides long. RefSeq lists its product as uncharacterized. The record is from RefSeq and is a predicted model, not a curated record. The transcript has a single exon. The coding region runs from base 1 to 588 and encodes 195 amino acids. Lineage: Eukaryota; Fungi; Ascomycota; Saccharomycetes; Saccharomycetales; Saccharomycetaceae.
AUGAAUCUCCACUACUCUCUCUCUCUCUCUCUCUCUCUACUCUCUCUCUACUACUCUCUCUCUCUCUCUCUCUCUCUCUCUCUCUCUAUUCAACAGCUCCACGAUUCUCCAUAUCUCUCUUGUUCUUGCUUUUCUUCGCUGUUGAGCACAAAAACAAUUAAAAGUGUCAUGAUCGUAAUAAUAGAUCUGUCUCUGUCCCUUUUGUCUCUCUUUGUCUCUUCUAUCUUUUGUCUCUCAGUUUAUUACAUAUCUCCACCGUUUUUUUUUGUCCCCAUCCUAUUGUUCUUUCUCUUCCUAUUAUUGUUAUUACUAAUAUUCAGAACUUCGGCGGCUAAAAGCUCCAUCAUUCUCUUGGAUCUCAUGACAUUGUGCUAUUCUACUCUUCAUAGGCAGUGGAGGGCUUCAUCCGAUAUUCCCGUAUGGUUCCCCAAUCAUUACUGUGGUCACUUCACCUUGAACUAUAAAAGGAGCCACAAAACUCUUUCAUGGCCCAUCGGAUUUUUGUCUUUCUCCACUUUCUACUAUUUUAUUAUUCUUUUUUUUUUAUCUCUGGAAGUGAAUUCUGUCAUAUCAAGUAAUGACGGGUAA